UUAAUUAAAAGUUCAGAUAGAAAGUUAAAACAAAAAAACUAAAUAAAUAAAUGAGUAAAAUACAAAGUUAAAAAAUAUUUGAGGAGCACUGGGGGUCGACCUACCAAGGUAAGAGAUAAACAAAAACUAAAAGAAUGUACACAGAAACAUAGGAUUAAAAAAGAUACAAGGGGGUGGAGGUGGUCUGGUUAUUCAACUGCGGAACAAGUUUAAUAAAAAGGCUCUCGAGGAUCAAUAGUUCAUUGGGCUGGAGGUUUGACCAACAAUAAUAAAAUCAUCAUAUUUAAUAUCAACUUUACAUUUUUUUUGCUAUGUUAACGUAUCCCGAGCAGUCCAGUAUAGGUGAACAUAGCAAAACAUGUAAAGUUGAUAAACUCAAUCCUCGACAAAAAGGAAUUCUACGUGAUGGUAAAAGUCCAUUGUCUCAUUUGUGGUUGUCUUUUGUGACACUUCGCAAGAGAUUUGUGUCACUUAUUUGUUGUCUCUUUUCUAAUGUUUUCCAGGUGAACAUACACAAAGCAAUAAAAUUCCAAUAGUACUUAAUAUAUUUUAAAUGCGUCAAAAUAAGAGACAUUUACAACCAUAUUGUGCUGAAUCAUCCUAAGGAAAAACCUACGUAAAAGUGCGUUCUGUUUAUCUUGACUUUUUUUUAUGUGUAGUUUUUGUGUUCAAAAGUGAAAACUGAUGAUGACAUUUAGGAUCGCUAACACUUCAGUUCAUAAAAGGCAAAGGUCUUUUCUGAAAAUAUUGUUCCUUAUCACUCUGAACCCUUAUCUCUUAAAGAAGUAAUUACCCAUUGUAAUCCACGGCAUGAAAGCAAGAUGAAGUUCGUCCUUUUCCUCUGUGGCUUUGCCCUGGCUGCCGCCAGCCAGCAAUGGGAAGACUUCAAGUUGACCCAUGCAAAGGUCUACACCAACGCCAAGGAGGACCUCUACAGGAAGGCCGUUUUCGAGAGCAACCUUCAGUUCGUCGAGGAACACAAUGAACGCUUCCGAAAGGGCGAAGUCACCUUCGACGUCGCUAUGAACAAGUUCGGCGACAUGACCACAGAGGAAUUCGUAGCCCAGAUGACUGGACUGGAUCAAGUGGAUUACACAGAGGGAAUGGAACUCGCCAAUCUCCCAGAGAAGGAAAGAGCUGACUCCAUCGACUGGAGAGAUCUUGGUGCUGUCAGCGAAGUCAAGGACCAGGGAGCCUGUGGGUCCUGCUGGUCCUUCUCCACUACAGGAACAGUGGAAGGGGCCAAUUUCAUCAAAACUGGAAAGCUGGUCAGUUUGUCCGAACAGCAGCUCGUCGAUUGCUCCACAGAGAACAACGGAUGCAACGGAGGCGUCGUCCAGUGGGCCAUUGAUUACAUCAAGUCUGCCGGUGGUGUCACUAGUGAAGACAAUUACCCCUACGAGGCCGUUGAAAAGAGGUGCCGCUUCGAUCCCUCAAGUGUUGUGGCUACAGUCACAGGAUACAGAAGUAUUCCUUAUGGUGAUGAGAGAACUCAGGCCUCUGCUCUCCAUGACCAGGGUCCCGUGAGUGUCUGUGUUGAUGCUGGACAUUUAUCCUUCCAGCUUUACAGAUCAGGUGUCUACUAUGAACCCAACUGCAAACCACGCUCUAUCAACCAUGCUGUUUUGGCUGUUGGUUAUGGAACGGAGUCUGGCAGCGAUUACUGGAUCAUCAAGAACUCCUGGGGCAGUGGAUGGGGCAUGGGUGGGUACAUGAAGCUCACAAGAAACCAGAACAACCACUGUGGUGUGGCCACUCAGUCUUGCUACGCCCUUGCCUAACGUGUUUGCUCUCUGCCUUACUCUUCUGGAUAUUAUGCGAACGACUGACUUCUUAUCGGAAAUAAAUAACUG
Macrobrachium nipponense is the source of this 1853-nucleotide messenger RNA. Its product is annotated as digestive cysteine proteinase 2-like. Gene Ontology annotation, biological process: positive regulation of peptidase activity; positive regulation of apoptotic signaling pathway; immune response. Bases 822 to 1781 code for a protein of 319 amino acids. Gene Ontology annotation, molecular function: cysteine-type endopeptidase activity; cysteine-type endopeptidase activator activity involved in apoptotic process. The transcript has 7 exons. The record is from RefSeq and is a predicted model, not a curated record. Gene Ontology annotation, cellular component: lysosome. NCBI's taxonomy places the organism in Eukaryota, Metazoa, Arthropoda, Malacostraca, Decapoda, Palaemonidae.